AUGAAAAAUGUAUCUGUCGAUACUCACCGUAAAUUUUUGAAAAUAAAUUUUUUUGUACUAAGAUACACUGGAAUUUGGCCGCUCUUACCGUCAGCUAAAAUCGGCUGGAAAAUAUUAAAUAUUUUUUACAAAUAUUUCAACUUGAUAGCUUACAUUUUUUAUUUAAUAACUGUAGGGGCUGACGCGCUGGCCAAUGUCACUGAUUUGACGAUAUUUGGUUGCGACGGCUGCUUUUUUUUUGGGACAAGCAUGAUGGUGUAUAAAUCCUACAAAUUUUCGGUCCGGCAAAAAGAGAUUACAAAACUCACUGAUGAAGUCUACGGACCUAUAGAUAUUCUUCUACAAUCUUCAGACCGUGGAAUAGUGAUAAACAUAAAAAGACAAUUGUUCUAUGAAACAAUACAACUCUACAGUCUUUAUAUAUCAAUAGUAAUUACGACAUUCGCCUUGAUAUUUUUAGUCCCUCGUGAAAAGGGUCUCUUACCAAUCCGAGCUAUCUAUCCCUUUGAUACAACCGUUUCGCCCAACUAUGAACUAACAAUUUUCUAUCAGUUUUACUGUGUGGCCUACAUUCUGCUGAUGGCGUUGACGGUCGAUUCUACAAUGAUUGGACUUAUGAGAUGGCUGACGAUUCAAGUCCUUGCACUGACCAACAAUUACAAGAAUUGUGACAGCAAAUUAACGAAACGCGCUGGUUUAAUUUCCCCAGAUGAAUCUUAUAGAACUUUUUCGGAAAUAAACCUCUUAAAAAUUAAGGAUCAAGAGAAUUUAAUAUGCAAAUUUUUAGCUUUUAAGGAGCAAGAGAUCAAAGACUGCAAUGAUAAUUUCACCGGGAGAUUCAAAACCUGCAUCAGAAACUAUGAAAGAAUUAGAAAAAUAGUUAACAAUGUCAAUACGACUUUUAGCGUUUUUCUGUUAAUUCAGUUUGCAACCAGCUUAUUAAUCAUUUGUCUGAACGGUUUCAUGAUAAUACUGGCUGACACACUGACGCACAAUCAAUGGAUGUCGGGAUGGGAAUGCGCAUAUGAGAGGAAUAAUAAUAAUGAAUUGAGCAAUCUUGUAACAACCUCAAUGAUACCGACAUUGAAGCCGCUGCAAUUUAAAGCAGGAGACAUGUUUGCCCUAUCAAUGCCGACUUUUUUGAUGAUUGUAAAAAGCUCCUAUUCUACACUUGUACUUUUGACUACAGUUGUCGCUGAUGGAUAA
Cotesia congregata is the source of this 1206-nucleotide messenger RNA. Lineage: Eukaryota; Metazoa; Arthropoda; Insecta; Hymenoptera; Braconidae. The record is from the annotation of a GenBank genome assembly.